AAGAAGAGAAAGAAAACAUCGGCAAACUCAAACGGAUUUUUUCUUCUGCUGCCUGUGUAACCGACAUUGGAAAUUUUUAAUCGGUGAAUAUAACUCUAAAAACUAGUUCAAAAGUCUUAUAAAUUACGUGGCCGGUGCAGUUUGCUGCGGAAGUUUUGGUUUAAAGUGAAGUUUAGUGGUUUUCGCCAACUGCAGAAGAAAUAAUUGCGUGAAUAGAAUCUCCUCAGUGGUUGUUUUCGUUUUCUGUUUUUGCUUGAAGCCGGCCUUGAGGAGAGCGAAGCGAUUUUCGUCGGAUUAUGUUUGUUUUGCUGACCCGUCAGCCAAGGAUUCCAGCGCAGUAGUGAGUAGUUUUGCAUGAAAUUGUAGGUAGAUGGAUAACUACACGGAAAGCAGUGGAGUCGAUUCAUCCCCCGACAUGAACUCCAGUGUCGAAUUACCAUCUCCGGAUCGGACGACUGUGAUGCCCCGAAAGUUGACUUUCGGAUUGUCCCCGGAGCAUGAUGCACUUAGAGGAGACUUCCGCCGAGCCGCGUUGGCUGUCAGUCCAUGUAAGCAGCCGUCUAUUUCUCCUCCGUACCGGAAAGUUCGAGCACUGCGAUUGUUCGAUUCGCCGGCUACUCCGAAGACGAUCAUUCAGAAGUCGACUAGUAAGUUUAUGAAAGCUCUUGGCAAUGCCAAGGAAUCGGACCUGGUAAAGCCAAACGAUACCAACGAAGCAGCUAUCAAUGAGAAACCUCGUGCUGUGCCCUUGCAUCGGAAUUACGAGAAUGUUAUUCCGUCCGCUAAUGUCAAUCCGUUUACUCCACCGGGAAUGUUCAUGAGAACCAAAAAACGUUUGCGACCCGGUGUGGAUGGAAGUGAAACCGUUCUGAAUGCCAGUUUUCCGACGGUUUUUCCUAGUAACAAAGUGAAUCAGCCGUCCCUACGGCAGAGUUUUGGAUAUUUCCAGAAGGCACGUAAUGAAUCGCUCAAGUCAUCCAUUCUGCUGGAAGACGAUUGCGCAGAAGUUCGACAAGCUCCAAAGCGGCUAGCUCUUCAAGAUUCAAACAUUUCGCGGUAUGAAAAAGAGUUCCUCGAGCUUACACUUCUGGGCGUUGGCGAAUUUGGAUUGGUUUAUCAAUGCAUAAACCGAUUGGACGGCUGUGUAUACGCGAUCAAGAAAAGCAUUAAACCCGUUGCGGGAAGUUCUUUUGAGAAGACGGCAUUGAACGAAGUAUACGCCCACGCUGUCCUCGGUAAGCACGACAAUGUAGUUCGAUAUUACUCCGCGUGGGCCGAAAACAAUCAUAUGCUGAUUCAGAACGAGUUCUGCAAUGGAGGAAGUCUGCAGACUUUGUUGCAGGAGAGAAUGCUCAAAGAAUCCGAACUCCGCAUGCUGUUGCUUCAUAUUUCAGAGGGUCUAAAAUACAUUCACUCGAACGAUCUCGUCCAUAUGGAUUUGAAAGCUGGAAACAUUUUCAUCACCAAAGUGCCAAUUCGUCCGUCAUGCUCUGGUCCGUCUCACCAUCCGGAUAAUGCCGACGAUGGAUUCGAAGAUAUCUUCGAAGACCUUGAAAACGAGUUCCUAAUAACAUAUAAAAUCGGUGAUCUUGGCCAUGUCACGUCGGUCAAUGAUCCACAGGUGGAGGAAGGUGACUGUCGGUACCUACCGAACGAGAUCCUCCAGGAAGACUUCUCUAACUUACCAAAGGCGGAUAUAUUUUCACUGGGUAUAACGUUGUACGAAGCGGGUGGUGGCGGCGCUUUGCCAAAGAAUGGUCCCAAGUGGCACCAACUUCGGAGUGGAUCCUUUCCGGAUCUGCCGAACAUCAGUAGAGAGUUCAAUGAACUGAUCAAGUUGAUGAUGCAUCCGGAUCCCGAGAAGCGGCCGUCGUCGACGACAAUUUUUAACCAUCAGGUUCUUUCACCAAUCGACUCCAAAAGCAAAGCGCAACUUUGUCUGGAACUCAGCUUGGAACGGCAGAAAAAUGAGGUUCUCAUGCGAAAAUUGAAGGAGCAAAGCAAAAUGCUCAAAUCCUACGAACAAGCACAAACGCCGAAUACCCGCAAAUGUAGAAAUUCCGCCACACGCGAGCUGACGGUUUCCGACCGGAAACUACGAUCAUAUUCACGGAAGAAGCGCUCCACGAAUCUCAUUACAACGCGCCGAGGAAUCCGCGACAACAGUAAGGGAAAGGAAUAUUGAAGAGUGCGUUGUGCCACACCCCGGCAUCGUCCAUCGAGGGGAAACGGAUACCACCGUACCACAGUGAAAGGCAUCAGAGAGAACCAUAGUGCGCAGAACAUCAGAAAGCCAGAAUGAACAUCAGCAACGAUAUCGAAUAUCACACAGAAGCAGAACCAUCAUGGAGAACAUCGAACUUGUUUUAUAUUUUUGGUUGUAUUUUUUUUUUAAUUUGGAAUUGUCUUUUUACUCAAAAUUUAAUAUUAUGUCACGGAUUUUUCGACUUCUUUUAUUUUCUAAAUCUUUUUCUAGUAUUUUGUUUAUUACUGUCUUGAAUUGGCUUAAAAUCCACAGAAUAAUGAUUAGGAUCGUCAGGAUUAAAAAGUGUUAUGAAGUUACUAUGUUUUGGGCUAAAGUUGAACUAAAUUAAUCGUAAAUUAUAAGCUUUCAAAAUUGUUAAUGAUAAUUUAAAAAUAAUGCAAAGAAUUUCAAGAAAAAAAACAUUAAAGCUAAGCUGUGAGACUUGUUGAUGCGAAGCGUGCCUUUCAAAAUGUGAAUCUAAGACAGUAUGUGAGGAAAAAACAGUCGAUAUUGGAGUACCUACAUUUCAAUCAAACGAAUAACCCUAAAUAUCAGAAAGAGACAACCCCCCAAUCUGGGAUAGUUAUAUAUUUAUAUAGAAAUGCGGUCCGAACCGCAGAACAAAUCUAUGUUGAACAAAAACAGAACAAAACGAAGAAAAUUUGUGAUUUUAAAAUAUAAGAACCAUCCUAACGUAGGAAAAUGUGAAGUCAAUGAAUGUAUCUUUAUUCUGGAGAUUAGUUUUCUGAUUUGUUUUUGUUCAGAAUUCACUCUUGGUAAGAAGUCGGCUAGGAUAUGAGCAGGUUUCAAUGUAGUUUGUAAAUAGUGCGUUAAGUUUCUUCCAAUGUUUGCCGCCGAAGCAGCAAGUCAUAGGUUUUAACGACGGAUCCCUAACGGUUCCGUCGGUUCUCCAUCCAUAUGCUCCAUUGCCAUAGAAUUGAACUUUAUAUAUUGUCCAAUCGGGUAACGGUUGAAUUAUUUCAACUGUUUGCGUUAGUCGCUACUUGUUUAAUGUUAGCCGAUAAGAACAAUGUUCCAAAAAGGUAUAUUUUUGAUAAGUGAUUUACAUAUAGAUAUCAAACAAAAAUGUAAAACCAACUAAAAGAGAAAAAAGAAUUUAAUAAAGAGAUAUGCCAAACAACAACAAAAA
This is a messenger RNA of Armigeres subalbatus, 3395 nucleotides long. RefSeq names its product wee1-like protein kinase (gene Wee1). Gene Ontology annotation, molecular function: magnesium ion binding; ATP binding; non-membrane spanning protein tyrosine kinase activity. NCBI's taxonomy places the organism in Eukaryota, Metazoa, Arthropoda, Insecta, Diptera, Culicidae. Gene Ontology annotation, biological process: mitotic cell cycle; protein phosphorylation; negative regulation of G2/MI transition of meiotic cell cycle. The coding region runs from base 371 to 2185 and encodes 604 amino acids. The record is from RefSeq and is a predicted model, not a curated record. Gene Ontology annotation, cellular component: nucleus; cytoplasm. The transcript has 4 exons.